AUGGCGAACCAUCACGCGUCGCCAACCAUGAUGCAAAUGCAGCAGCAUCAAGGCCAAGUGCCUCCACCUCCACCACCUCCUCCGCCCGGAGUUCAGCCUGCACACUUUGCGCCGUCACAUCAGAUCGCUGCCAUGAACGAGGCUGUUUGGUUGCAGAUAGGGAGCUACUCUGAAGUCCUGCGCAACCCGGACGAGGCCAUGCAGGCUUAUGAGCGCGCGCUUCAAGCAAACCCCAAUUCGACACCGGCCAUGAACGCAAUUGGUGUUUUGCUCAAGGGUCGCGAAGCUUUCGAGAAGGCACUGGAAUUCUUCCGCGCCAUCGUGCAGCUGGAUCAGAACAACGGUGAAGCCUGGGGCAAUCUAGAAAACUUGCAAAAGGCCUACGACGCUUACCAACAGGCAUUGGUCAACCUGAGGGAUCCCAAGGACCCCAUGCUUUGGUAUGGCAUUGGUAUAUUGUAUGACCGCUAUGGAAGUUACGACUAUGCCGAGGAGGCUUUCUCUCAAGUUAUGAACAUCCAGCCCGAUUUUGAAAAGGCCAACGAGAUUUACUUCCGACUCGGUAUAAUAUACAAGCAACAAAACAAGUGGAAUCAGAGUCUAGAUUGUUUUAAAUACAUCGUCAAUUCCCCUCCCGGGCCCUUGACUCAAGAGGACAUUUGGUUUCAAAUUGGCCACGUCCACGAACAACAAAAAGAUUUCGACAGUGCCAAGGCGGCUUAUCAACGUGUGUUGGACCAUUCCCCGAACCACGCCAAGGUUCUUCAACAACUCGGUUGGUUACAUCACCAGCAAAGCAACACCUAUGAGAGCCAAGAUCGCGCAAUCCAAUACUUGGAGAAAUCGGUUAACGCAGAUAAUCAGGAUGCGCAGAGUUGGUAUCUCUUAGGUCGAUGUUACAUGUCGCAACAAAAGUACCCCAAAGCAUAUGAGGCAUACCAGCAAGCUGUGUACAGGGAUGGAAAGAACCCCACCUUUUGGUGCUCCAUUGGAGUGCUUUACUACCAGAUCAACCAGUACAGAGAUGCUCUUGACGCUUACUCCAGGGCUAUUAGACUUAACCCGUACAUCUCUGAGGUCUGGUAUGAUCUUGGAACAUUGUAUGAGAGUUGUAACAACCAAAUCACUGAUGCCUUGGAUGCCUACCAACGAGCAGCUGAGCUUGAUCCUAAUAACCCCCACAUCAAAGCAAGACUACAGCUUCUUCGUUCUGGCGGCACAAACGGAGGACCUCCUCCUACUGCUCCUCAACCCGCCGAUGUUCACCCUCAAGCUUACCAGGCAGCUGGCCCCAAUGUCCCACCUCCUCGGGACAACUACCGCCGCAACUCAUCUGAAGCUCGGCGUCCCGAGGAAGUUCGCCGGCCUGAGGAGUCACGUCGCGAAGAGCCUCGUCGACCUGAAUCAGCUCCUCGUCAUGCCGUCGAGAGCUACCACCCUUCUGAUGCUGCUCAUCACCCACCUAGUCAUGCUUCAGGUCCUAGCCAUCUGCCUCCAAUGCAGCAAGGACCCCCAACCCCCAUGUCCGGAGUCGUUCACGAGAAGCCACCAGUUGUGGCAACCCCUAAGGAGGAGCGCCCACCCAGUCUUGAGCAUGCCCCUCCUGUUCGCACAGCCCCUGUUUCCGAGCCUGAACGAGCAGCCAGGAAGAUGGAAGUUGAUGAGGACUAUGACGACAGUGGAGAAGAUGAGAAGAAGACUGCCGUUGUCACUAAUGGUUCUGGCCCUGGCUCCGCCGCUGGGGACGCUAAGACAUCAACUCCUGCGAACGCUGGUGUAAACGGAAUUUCCGCCGCCCCAAAAGUUGAAUGA
Fusarium graminearum PH-1 is the source of this 1812-nucleotide messenger RNA. RefSeq lists its product as uncharacterized. Gene Ontology annotation, molecular function: RNA polymerase II cis-regulatory region sequence-specific DNA binding; chromatin DNA binding; protein binding. Gene Ontology annotation, biological process: regulation of gene expression. The record is from RefSeq and is a predicted model, not a curated record. The transcript has 9 exons. The coding region runs from base 1 to 1812 and encodes 603 amino acids. Lineage: Eukaryota; Fungi; Ascomycota; Sordariomycetes; Hypocreales; Nectriaceae.